Molecule: messenger RNA, 324 nt
Organism: Epithele typhae
Lineage: Eukaryota; Fungi; Basidiomycota; Agaricomycetes; Polyporales; Epitheliaceae
Product: hydrophobin
Exons: 2
Coding region: 1-324 (107 amino acids)
Cellular component (GO): fungal-type cell wall
Molecular function (GO): structural constituent of cell wall
Source: RefSeq, a predicted model, not a curated record
AUGUUCUCUACGCUCUUCACCGUCGCCGCACUCCUUGCCGCCGCCACCGCCGCGCCGAACUCGGCCCCGGCUUCGACCUGCAGCACGGGUCCGAUUCAGUGCUGCAACACCGUCGAGAAGGCCAGCGACCCCGCUGCGGCGGGUAUCCUUGCGUCCAUCGGGGUCAUCGUCCAGGAUGUCGACGCGCUCGUCGGCCUGACGUGCUCGCCCAUCACCGUCAUCGGUGUUGGCUCUGGCGGCUCUUGCGAUGCCUCCGCCGUUUGCUGCGAGGACAACUCGCACGGCGGCCUGAUCUCCAUCGGCUGUGUCCCCGUCACGCUCUAA